AUCCUCGUCGCCUUGCUUUCACCCGUGCUGUGGCUGUUGGGGCUGUGGCCGCCGUUGGUCUUCGCGUGUCUCGCUUCCGCCUGCCUCGCCGUGCUCUUCCUCAGGGCCCGGCCGAAGGGUUUCGUGGUGUUCGCCGGAUGUCUCUUCAAGGACAAGGGAGGAGAAGGCAGCGAGGAAUUGUCCCGAGUUGAGGGAAUCCACGUCCUGCAAUUGAAUGUCACCAACGACGACGACCUUAGGAAUGCCUUAACCUACGUCAAGGAGAAUUUGCCGCCCCGAGGUCUCUGGGGGAUCGUCAACAACGCUGGAGUUUCCAAUUACGGGAAGGUGGAAUGGAUGUCUUUGGACGCCUUCAAGUGGGCGGCCGAGGUGAACCUCUGGGGUCCUAUCAGGGCNCGCGUGGUGAACGUGGCAAGUGUGUUGGGCCGCAUGGGAGCGGCACAAAGGGGAGCUUACGUCCUGACCAAGCAUGGCCUCGAGGGCUUGUCCGAUUGCCUCCGCUACGAGAUGAGGAGGUUCGGCGUCCACGUCUGCGUCAUCGAACCUGGCAACUUCGUUGCUGCAACGAAGAUCCUGACGGAGGACUGGGUGAUGAAGGUGGCUGAGGAGAUGUGGGACGGGAUGGACGCAGAAGUGAAGUCGGAUUACGGGAAGGAGGACUUCGAUCGGACCCUCCAGCUCCAGCUUUCCUUCUGUCAAUCGGGGUUGAAAGACCGCACUCCGGUGAUCCGAGCGAUGACAUCGGCAUUGACGGACUCUCAUCCCCUGCCCCGCUACCAGGCGACCACUCUCUAUUACCGGGUCCGCUGCUUCGUCGCCACGCAUCUCCCCGAGAUCGUCUACGAAGUCCUCUACGAGAGGUUCCGCCUGUGAUGUCCUCCUCGACCGGAUCACUUUAUGUUGAAUAGUAUCUCAAUGUUUCUUCAUCUCUCCUGUGGAGAAGUUCUCUCCAAAUCGUUAAUCGGUCGUGGUUCUAAGCAGGCCUGUGGUGAAUAUCAUAAGAGCUUGGAUCGAUCGAAAAAAGUGCAAGGCGAAAAAUCAGCCGUUUUCAUGAGUGUCCUUCGACAACUUAUAUCGUAUGAAUGCGGAUCGUGAAAAUUCCAGAUAUUGUAGUUUUAAAUGUUUUCUUAUACUCUUACCUCUUCAUGGUAUUCAUAGUAUCAUAUAGAUUCAAUACAUAUGAAGUUAAUAGUUCCAAAUUCUUUGCUUAGCU
This is a messenger RNA of Darwinula stevensoni, 1213 nucleotides long. The record is from the annotation of a GenBank genome assembly. Lineage: Eukaryota; Metazoa; Arthropoda; Ostracoda; Podocopida; Darwinulidae.